CGGGGCGGCAGCGCUGAGGGAACCGAGCAAGCAGGGCCAGCCCGGGACUGGGAGAACAGCGGCCCUGCCUCGCUUGUAUCUCGCAUAUCCUAUUUCGUUACACGCUGCUUCUCGAACACACCGCUUUCUGGCACGCACUGCCACGCUGCUCCCCUCUCUCCUUAGCGCCACAGGCCGCGCAGCCUUUCCCUAACGCCUGAGACCCACGCGCACGGCUCCAGAAACAGCACAGCUCGCGACCCUCCGCUCCUCCACGCGGAAGGAAAAGGGCGGGGGGCGGGGCGCCUGGCAGCGCCGCGUGCGCCCAUUGGUCCAGGCGGCGUGGGCCGGGCUCCCAUUGGCUCCGCGGCGAAUCCCCAUGGCCGCGUCCGUGCGGGUAUUUCUGGGCGCAGGCAAGGGGCGCCAGCGGAGUGCCGGGGCAGCCUGUUCCAGCGGGAUGACUCAGUGGUACCAGCUACAGCAACUUGACUCCAAGUUUUUGGAGCAAGUUCACCAGCUGUACGAUGACAGCUUUCCUAUGGAAAUCAGGCAGUAUCUGGCACAGUGGCUGGAAAACCAGGAUUGGGAACAUGCAGCCACCAAUGUAUCUUUUGCUACGGUGCUAUUCCAUGACCUGCUGUCACAGCUUGAUGAUCAAUUUAGCCGAUUUUUGAUAGAAAACAACUUUUUGCUGCAACACAAUAUAAGGAAAAGCAAACGUAAUCUUCAGGAUAACUUCCAAGAAGACCCGAUACACAUGGCAAUGAUCAUCCAUAACUGUCUGAAAGAGGAGAGGAAAAUAUUGAACAGUGCACAGUUGUCUAAUCAGAUGGAAGUGGGAGGUGUACAGAACACCAUGACUGGGAUGCUGGACAAACAGAAGGAGCUUGAUGCAAAAGUUAAGGCUGUAAAAAACAGCGUUACAGAUGUAGAACAAGACAUCAAGACACUAGAGGAUGUGCAAGACGAAUAUGACUUUAAACAUAAAACCUUCCAGAAUAGAGAGUAUGAGCCCAAUGGUGCAUCACAAGAGGAAUGUAAGAAAGAACAGAUGAAUAUCCAAAAGAUGUUUUUCUUACUUGACAUCAAGAGAAAGGAAGUGGUGGCCAAGAUAAUACAGCUAUUGAACACCACGGAGCACACACAGAGUGCUCUUAUUAAGGAGGAGCUGGUGGAGUGGAAACGGAGGCAACAGACUGCAUGCAUUGGUGGCCCACCCAACGCCUGUCUUGACCAGCUACAGAACUGGUUCACCAUUGUUGCUGAAAGCCUGCAGCAAGUUCGUCAGCAGCUCAAAAAGCUUGAGGAACUGGAGCAGAAACUUACUUACGACCCUGACCCCAUCACAAAAAACAAACAAGUCUUGCAGGACCGAACGCACAGUCUUUUCAAACAGCUUAUCCAGAGCUCCUUUGUGGUAGAGAGGCAGCCUUGCAUGCCAACACAUCCACAGAGGCCAUUAGUCCUGAAGACAGGAGUACAGUUCACUGUGAAGCUGAGAUUGCUGGUGAAAUUGCAGGAAUUGAACUACAACCUGAAAGUGAAAGUGUUAUUUGAUAAAGAUGUAAAUGAAAAGAACUCAGUCAAAGGAUUCAGGAAAUUCAAUAUUCUAGGAACAAACACGAAAGUAAUGAACAUGGAAGAAUCUACUAAUGGAAGUUUAGCAGCAGAAUUCAGGCAUUUGCAACUGAAAGAACAGAAAAACGCAGGAAACAGAACAAAUGAGGGUCCUCUUAUUGUAACAGAAGAACUUCACUCUCUGAGUUUUGAGACACAGCUGUGCCAGCCCGGCUUAGUAAUAGAGCUAGAGACCACGUCGCUUCCCAUCAUUGUCAUCUCUAAUGUGAGCCAGCUUCCAAGUGGAUGGGCUUCUAUCUUAUGGUUCAACAUGCUGUCUACUGAUCCCAAGAAUUUGUCCUUCUUUCUAAACCCCCCUUGUGCAAAGUGGUCUAAACUUUCUGAAGUUCUGAGCUGGCAGUUCUCUUCCGUGACAAAAAGAGGACUUAACACAGAUCAACUGAACAUGCUGGGAGAGAAACUACUUGGGCCAACAAGUGGAGGAUCUCACGAUGGCCUUAUUCCUUGGACAAGAUUCUGCAAGGAAAACAUAAAUGAUAAAAAUUUCCCUUUUUGGCUGUGGAUAGAAGGAAUCCUGGAACUUAUUAAGAAGCACCUCCUGUGCCUCUGGAACGACGGCUGUAUCAUGGGUUUCAUCAGUAAGGACAAAGAACGUGCUUUGUUGAAGGACCAGAAACCAGGAACGUUUUUGCUGAGAUUCAGUGAAAGCAGUAGAGAGGGAGCAAUCACCUUUACCUGGGUAGAAGGAUCUCAGAAUGAGCCCCAGUUCCACUCAGUAGAACCAUACACCAAGAAGGAGCUCUCUGCUGUUACUUUCCCUGAUAUCAUUCGCAACUACAAAGUGAUGGCGGCUGAAAACAUUCCUGAAAAUCCACUGAGAUUUCUGUACCCAGAUAUUCCCAAAGACAACGCCUUUGGCAAAUAUUACUCCAGGCCCAAGGAGGCCCCAGAGCCUAUGGAUACAGAUACUCCCAAAGGAAACGGCUACAUCAGGACUGAGUUGAUCUCUGUAUCUGAAGUCCACCCAUCCAGGCUCCAAUCUCCAGAAAAUCUGCUGCCCAUGUCUCCUGAAGAGUUUGAUGAGGUGUCUCGGAUGGUGGACCCAGCAGAGAUUGACACAGUGAUGUGUUCAGCAUACACGACGUAAAGUUAGAGCCUUUUACUGCACCACUAGCACAGCCAAUCAGCUUCUGCGUCCUGCUCUACAGUUGGGCUUCAAUUCUUUGGGAAGGCUACAUGUAAUUCAAAGCACAUCAGUUUCUCAACCUGAAAGUCCAGUAGCAAUUUCUAAUCAGGGGGGAAUAUAAGCAGCAUUUGAAUAGCCUCUGUACAUGCACUUCUUUAUUUCAAAUUGCAUUAAACAAUUUGCUAUUGACAAGAUGCUGUACCAGAGUGCAGGAAGAAAGGAGAACAGAAACAAGGGGCCCUCAGCAAGAGCAAGGGAGAAACAUACACUGAAGUGUGUUAGUGGAAUGGAACAGCUAAAGUAGCUGGCUGUACAUAGAAUGCUGCAAAGGAAAGCUGGUUCUUUUGCAGAGGGUCUGUUCAGAAAGCCUUCACCUGCUGAGCAAUUGCUUCUGAAAAACUUUGUGUUUUCUUCUGCAUCACAGAAAAAUGAGCAGAUGAACACUGCAGGUACACGCCACAGCAAAUCCGUGUGCUGCUGCAGUUUGUUCUGGCUUUCUUUGAUACAGGCAUAGCGUGCUGCUCUGCAGAAGAGCAUAAACCAAAAAACAGUAUCUGCAGUUCAUUUUUGCUUAUUUUCAUAGUAAAGGCUUCUUGGGUAGGAUGCUUUGCACGAUCUUUGACAUUAAGAGCACUUCUUAGGACAACUAGUUAAUACCUCACUGUUAAGAGGUAAGGUUGUCUGUAGCAGUGUGUCUCUUGGACUGAGAGCAUAUAUUAGUCCAGACUGCUAAUUAGCACACAGCUGAUCAGAAGGGCUCCACAACACUGAUGCUGGAUCCCACGUGCUUAAGCAGAGUUCCUACUGCAGCUUCUGAGCCUGCUGCCAUGCACUGCCACUGCCUGGGAGAUCACUGCAGUGCUACUUUGCUGCCAUUCAGAUAUGCCAAAUCGAUCCACUGAUUGUUAAAUAAAUUAACAACCAGUUCAGUUUAGUGUUGUGCCCAAGAUGACCUAUGUGGCCCCUGAGAAAGCUUGAAGGAAGUAAAAUAUGAAGGACCUAGCAAAGUGUUCCUACACUUUCUUAUUUUUUUGUGCCAAACAUAGCUGAGGUUAACACAGAGAAUCACAACUGGUGACCUGAUAUUUUCAUGUUAUCACGAAUAACUGAAUGCUAAAAUUUUGGUGAAACAAAAGCAGACAUUUGUUUCUUGACCUACAUCUUCUACCCACGUUUUAUGUGCCAGUUUGUUUUCAUUACUUCUAAACUACAGUGUGAGCAGCCAGGAUGAGGUUUUCUUAUGAGAUUUAAAGCAGUGGCCCUAUGUCAGCUUUGCGUCUACGUGGCCAGUAGUCCCAAAAGCAUUAUUGUUCUUUUUCACUCCCCACUAAGGGACUGUUUUUUCUGCUGUUUUAAAUAAAUGGAACUGUCUACUGCCACUUGUCCUGUGUGCAGUUUUGUUCUUUUAUGAUUAUAAUGCACCUGUAACUGGUUAAUUAUUCAGAGUAGAUACAGUUCUGGUGCUUAAAGCAACGUGUGUGCUUUCAAUGUAAUGCAUUGCUACAGGUCAGUCUGCAUUAGAGUUCUCAGAACAAUGGUUGUCAAUAUUUUUUCUUCAAACCAACUUCAGUAGAUUCUGCUUGGAUUUCUGAUUUAAGCUGUAAAAUAAUUGGCCUACCACUAACCUUCAUGGGCCAUCAAGCUGACCCCACUGGUGCCUCGCUGUGCUCUGCGGACAUCGGGCGAUACAGUCUGUUGGCUCAGGCUUUCACAUUUUACACAGCCAGAAGACAACUAAAAGGAAAGAAACUGUUGAGAUGAGGGAUGGAAGAGUAGGCAAGAGAAAGAUAGAGCUGUUGAGGGCACACGGCCAAUCCCCGUCAGAACUGCAGCAUUAACGGAAUGCAACAAGUGAAAUGACACAGCCCUCUACACAUAGACUUCAUCAGCUCAUUUGGUUGCACAACAGAAGAGAGCAGAUUAGGUUUUUUAGGACAGAAGGUUUGCAUCUCAAUGCAGUCGCACAGAAAACCAAUAAAAACCCACCACCAGCUUCUCGGUAUUUCCAUUUAUUAUGCUGUAAAAAGCAACACUAUCUGGAUUUUAUUUCUUAAAAUAAAUAGCUUUCAUUUUCAGAACCAGUACAGCUCAAGUUUAGAUUCAUUCAUGGGAAACUGCUAGAAAUACAUUCAUCACUGUCUGUUCCCCACAAGACAGAAUCCAGAAGUCAAGAUCAGCCCAGUCAGUUACAAUGUCCAGAAGUACACUGCCAAUAAGUAUAGUCACUGAUAGUCCAGCUCUGAAGCAAAACAAAAAUCCGGUACAAUACAUUUUGUUCACAAAGGUUGGCUAAUUAAUGCUAAGACUAUCACAGUAUUUCUGAGUACAAAGCAUUAAGUUAGCUGAAUUCAGUUUGUGGUACAGAAGAAACGUGACAAAACAAAGGUGUGAGGGAAUCAUCUUUGGAGCGUAAGGAAGUCAGCACUGGAAAAGAUAACCAAAAGCUACUCACGUUAAAACCUACGUGUCAGUGUCAUAGAUGAUGAACAGCCAAACCAAUAUACUGCAUAUAUUUAUAAAUAAUGCCAUGUCUAAAGAGCUGCUUUGCUUAAUUGGACGUUACAAAAUAACGCAUCUUCUCACAAUGAGAAAAUACUAAAACUAUCCAGCAGAAAUGCACUUGAAGCUAAGACUGGCUAAAAGCACUCUGUAGGAUCUAGAAAGCAUUAAGUAUAGGGACAGCUGUGAGUUUUUUAAGUUAAUUCAGUUAAAAUGCUGCUUUGGGGAGGUUUGUAUAUACGUGUACUAUAUAAUAAGCCUACCUUUUGGAAGUGCCUGUUGGAGCAAUGCAAGUUUCAGUUAAAUACAGUGAAAUCAGGUAUUUUUCUGAGAAGCUAGAGGAUAUGUUCUCAUAGAAAAAUGGAAGAAGUCAGACUAUCACCAAGAUACUGGAUACUAGAGCCCAUGUGAAAGACUUCACACCACUAUGCUUGACUUAAUAAAUGUGUUGCCAGAGAAAACGAGUUGAAACUUAGUGUAGGGUGCAGCAGAGAAGAGGCCUUGUGCUAUUCAGUGACCAGUGUCACUGGCUCAAUAAAGAGCCAAAGGCCGUUUGAUUCAGUUCUCAACUAAAACUAAGGUGGCUGUGACACAGGUUGUGAAGAGACUGGGUUAGAUGAUGCUUGAAAGCCUUCAGAAAAAUAGCUGAUCUUCAGGAAGAAAAGAACAAAAAGCACUGCAGCUUAAUAUCAGUAAGAUUCUUCAGAAAAAGUGUUUGAUAACCAUGCAAAACCAUGCCAGCCAGUGCAGAAAGGUGAUUUCAGGGCUUUAGACAUUCAGAUUCAUCCAGGAUUUCAUCAGCAUGAGGACAGCCACUGCUUGUGAUGAGUAUCAAGCACUUUUCCAUUUGAUUUUUCCUCCCUGUGGGAGGCAGUAUGGCAUAUCGAGUAGAGAACUGUACAGGAUCUCAAGAGGAUUUCUUCUCAGCUGUUAUGACCUUCUGGGUCAUUCUGGAGAAUGCACUUCUCUCAAUGCUUCUGAUUCCCCAUUUGCAAAAGAAAGAUAAUGUGGUUCGGAUCAUCUUCAUAAAGUGCUUGGCCCACUCUAGAAAGAAUCUGUGCAUCCAUUCUGGAGGAUUUUGGUGCCCACAUGCAAAGUUUGAACUUCAAGAUCUACUGAUGCUUUGUGUUUUGUGCCAGCAUAAAGCCUGCUGUUUGUGCUAUUCUUAAACAUGAUUUCCAUGUGCCACACUGAUUCUCCUUUAACAAUCCACCUCCAUCCAACAACUGCGGGGUCUUGUGAAAGCCAGACUCUUAACUUGGAAUCCCUGAUCAUCUGAGGUUUCUAAACCACAGCACAGCAUUGGUAAAAACAAUUGCACGUGGGAUAGGGAACUGUCGGAACAUCACAGUUCUGCAAACAACAAAAUAUCUGCAUCUACAUUUCCCAUGCCAGAGCAUGUGCUAAGCUGCUUCUGCAGUAAGACAAGAAAUGCCACUGCUCCAAGACAUCACCUAAUUGUGCUCCUGUUGCUGAGCACCUAUCCUACACCAGCAUAACCCCACUGACAUCCCAAUUCCUGAUGGAUGGCAGUGCAAGAAGAGAACGUUCCCAAAAUCUGGCUUAUCUCCUGCUCCGCUCAUGCUUAGAUUGGCUCUAUGCUCCUUAAAGCUGUUUCACUCCACCUGUGUUCCUCAUACAAGCCUAAAUGUAGUCAGAUUUACAUGUAGUAUUUGGUUUAGUGUUUCGCCUUUCACGUGCCUGCAUUCCCCUCCCUGGUUCCCGAUGCAACUGCCAAGAACAAAACAUCAGCCCAAAGCAGAGUCUUGCAGCUUGUCAAGGCUUACCCGAGUGCAAAUAUACCUGCAAGGAACACGACUGCAUAGAGUGGAAGCACCCGCUUUCCCCAGCCACGGGGAAGGACCUUAGCAGCUGAACAUGGAGAGAGGAGGGAGGAAAGACAAGGGGAACUGAAAGAAAUGCUAAAGCAACACAACAAAAAAAAAACCUAAACACUGGUAGAUGUUACAAAUCACGCUCCCCCCUCCUCUACGCCAUUUGGUCAAACAAACCUUAAAACAGAUGCCAUAAUGAGACUACCUCUAAAAACAAGCCUAAGACCUUUGACAACUGUCACCUAUGUACUCUUUUGAGAUUUACAGAAUGUAAACAAGCUUGUGUGGAAUCUUCUUUAUUUUUUAAGAAGUGAGUGCAGAUCCUUACCUAACACACCCUGCCUACGUCUACAUCAGCAUCCUCAGCUUUCGAAAACCUCACUGCUGCUCCCACCUGUACUCCGGCUCAUCUCGGCCAUACUGCAAACAGAGGGCUGUAAAAACAAAAACUGAGCAAAAAGAAA
Lagopus muta (rock ptarmigan) is the source of this 7541-nucleotide messenger RNA. RefSeq names its product signal transducer and activator of transcription 1 (gene STAT1). Gene Ontology annotation, biological process: response to peptide hormone; defense response; regulation of cell population proliferation. The record is from RefSeq and is a predicted model, not a curated record. The coding region runs from base 359 to 2704 and encodes 781 amino acids. Lineage: Eukaryota; Metazoa; Chordata; Aves; Galliformes; Phasianidae. Gene Ontology annotation, molecular function: DNA-binding transcription factor activity, RNA polymerase II-specific; RNA polymerase II cis-regulatory region sequence-specific DNA binding. The transcript is spliced from 24 exons.